UUACCGCUGUCCGUCUCGAUAUCCACCAAGGGCUUUCCGACCAAGGCGGUCUCGUCGAUGGCAUAAUGUAAUUUGCUAGAGCGGUUUGGAUCAGUUUGGAUCGGAUGACCUUCUUUCCAAGCUAAGCGGGGGUCUGGUUGUUAGCGUUUCCGCAGAGAUCAAUCUUGAAUUCGCUAGCGGCGCGUACUAUUAAAAUACGACCAUCCCGACUAAUCGAUACCAGACCUAGUCCAGUACGUGUACGCACCAUCAUCUCAUCUGGAAUAGAUUACAACCAACGUAAACGUAACUAGUAAACAGAAUACAAAAAAGUAUCAGUCACGUGGCCACGACUACAUACGAAUCGGGUAUCCGAUGAGCGUGCUUCUUAUCAGACAUAUAAAUUGAAAUACACGCAUUGCAAACAGUACUAUUACCUAUCCAAAGUUCAAACGCACACAUAAUGGCACUGAAAAUGUUUAAAUCCGUUAUCCUGGGAGCGCCCGCAUCCGGAAAGGGUACGAUCUCCUCAAGGAUCGUGAAAAACUUUAACCUGGAGCACAUCUCCAGCGGAGAUAAAUUGAGAUUACAGAUUCAAAACAAUACACCAAUCGGUCAGGAGGUGAACAAAUUCAUCAAAGCCGGCAAGUUGGUUGACGAUAAUCUGAUGGUGAAGUUCAUUAUGAACGAGAUAAAUACCGUUAGCAACAAACCAUGGCUUCUGGAUGGGUUCCCCAGGACUUUGUCCCAAUGUGAAGCUCUUUGGGAGAAGGAGAAGAUAGAUUUCGCUGUCAAUCUUGUAGUACCUUUCGAUGUUAUUAUCGAUAGGGUGAAGAACCGUUGGGUGCAUCUUUCGAGCGGUCGCGUUUAUAACAUUGACUUUAACGCGCCCAAAGUUCCAGGUAAAGAUGAUGUUACCGGGGAAGAUCUGGUGCAAAGGGAAGACGAUAAUCCGGAGGUAGUCAAGAAGCGUCUGGAUUACUAUGCGCAACUUACGCAACCCGUCAUUGAGUUCUAUCGGAAGAAGGGUAUCCUGCAGGAUUUCGAAGGCAGGACUUCAGAUGAGAUUUGGCCAAAGGUGUUGGAAGCCAUGUCGGCUCAUGUUCCUCUCAACAUAACGAGCCAAAGGAGCCAGCUUUAAAUCAACAAUCUUUCUUUUAUUACUUCCGUUUCCUUGAUGUUGUUUUUAUAUAUAUUUUUUAUACAUUCAAUAAAUUAUUUUCAGAGAUGUAAUAUGAUAUAGCUGAAAGUGUAAAUGAUGAAAAUAAAUUAAUCUGAAUUAGA
Nicrophorus vespilloides is the source of this 1263-nucleotide messenger RNA. It is a transcript of the gene Ak3, whose product is annotated as GTP:AMP phosphotransferase AK3, mitochondrial. The transcript is spliced from 4 exons. Gene Ontology annotation, biological process: nucleobase-containing compound metabolic process. Gene Ontology annotation, cellular component: cytoplasm; mitochondrion. NCBI's taxonomy places the organism in Eukaryota, Metazoa, Arthropoda, Insecta, Coleoptera, Silphidae. Bases 443 to 1120 code for a protein of 225 amino acids. Gene Ontology annotation, molecular function: ATP binding; AMP kinase activity. The record is from RefSeq and is a predicted model, not a curated record.